Leptopilina heterotoma is the source of this 3219-nucleotide messenger RNA. RefSeq names its product DNA-binding protein P3A2 (gene ewg). Gene Ontology annotation, molecular function: DNA-binding transcription factor activity, RNA polymerase II-specific; RNA polymerase II cis-regulatory region sequence-specific DNA binding. Gene Ontology annotation, cellular component: nucleus. Gene Ontology annotation, biological process: regulation of transcription by RNA polymerase II. The record is from RefSeq and is a predicted model, not a curated record. The transcript is spliced from 8 exons. NCBI's taxonomy places the organism in Eukaryota, Metazoa, Arthropoda, Insecta, Hymenoptera, Figitidae. The coding region runs from base 974 to 2602 and encodes 542 amino acids.
UUUAUCAGUUCUUUAAAAUUUAUUAAACAAUAUUUUUUCAAUUCCCCAUUGCAAUUAAUGUUUCUCGCGAUGUUUAUUCGAUUGAAAUUGGAAUGAAAUCCCCCCUUGUGUAUCGUCUGCUCCGCCGCCGUUCAUACGCGCAGGCUCCAUUAAAAUGGCGACCCUACUUGUAUAUUGCUUUUUGGUUCGCGCCUUUCGUUGUGGUGGUACUCGUGGCGAUCAUCCAUGAUGAUGAUGAUGGAGGUCCGCACCGCCGAUCGAUACGGGGAAUCGCGCGCGGGGUGACAUGGCCGCUUGCAGUCGUGCGUCCUCUUGUUCGUUCACCUCGUCACCAUCGUGUUGUUGUUUAUAAAUUCACGGACAAUUACGAAACCUUGUCUCUAUUCUAAUUUGCAUCAAGAACGUCAAAUUAAAUUCUUAACAAUCACUUCUGUUUUUUUCUGUCUCAAAAAAUUAUAUAUUCUUUAAAGCGCGCACCUGGUGAGAAACUUCACUUGUAUUUUCUCUAUAUGUAUAAAAAAGAAACUUAGUGUAUAUGUGAAACUUGUGCUCUGGUGUGACAACAAGGGCGUGGUAGUAAAUUUUCAAUACAGUUUUUCUUGUAAUGUGGGAAAAAAAAAUUACUUUUUAUUAUUUUAUAAUAUAAAUAAAGGGGGCAAAAAAAAGCCCGUGUUCGCGCCAAAGUCAGCUGCACACAAGACGACGACGACGACGAGACAGAGAACACAACCAAAGGUGAAAGUGAUGUAAGUGAAGAAAGCGGGGGACUAUUGAAGUUCGCUUCACUGUAAGUUGGCUCGUGAUUGAAGAGUGAUAGAAGGGAGAAAAUAAAUAGGAAGAAGACACGGUGGUUAUUUUAUUUAUUUAUUAUUUUUUUUUUAAAUUUUGAAAAUAUACUUUAAAAAAAAAAUAAACAUAUAUAUAUAGUAUAUAUUAGAAGAGAAUUAGAAAAAAUUUUAAGAAUAGGACGUCGAUGUCUAUGGAAGAGAUGACUUCUGUACAUAACACUGACGUCGAAAGACAAGAGAGAAUAACCGAUGACGACGAUGACGAACCAACAAGCGGCUCGGAGGCAUAUGAGGAGGGCGAUUUAUUAUCAGCGGCAAUGGAUGAUGACGUUACGGCCCAACUCGCCGCUGCAGGUUGGCAAAUCAAACACGCUAAUGGACCAAUUGGAGUUGCUGCGGCGGCCGCAAUCGUUUCCGCCAAAAAACGAAAAAGACCUCACAGUUUCGAGACAAAUCCCAGUAUUCGAAAAAGACAACAAAACAGACUUCUCAGGAAAUUGAGACAAACAAUAGAUGAAUUUGCAACGAGAGUUGGACAACAGGCAAUUGUAUUGGUGGCAACGCCGGGUAAGCCAAAUAGCAGUUAUAAAGUAUUUGGCGCAAAACCAUUGGAGGAUGUUGUGAAAAAUUUACGCAAUGCAAUAAUGGAGGAAUUGGAAAAUGCCCUCGCACAACAAGCGCCGCCGCCAGUUCAAGACGAUCCAUCGCUUUAUGAAUUGCCGCCAUUAAUUAUCGACGGAAUACCAACGCCAGUUGAAAAAAUGACACAAGCACAAUUAAGAGCGUUCAUUCCGUUAAUGUUGAAAUAUUCCACGGGACGAGGUAAACCAGGCUGGGGCCGAGAGAGUACACGACCACCCUGGUGGCCAAAGGAAUUGCCCUGGGCGAAUGUUCGAAUGGACGCAAGAUCCGAGGACGAGAAACAAAAGAUAUCAUGGACACACGCUCUUAGACAGAUAGUGAUAAAUUGCUAUAAAUUCCAUGGAAGGGAGGACCUAUUGCCGGCGUUUAGCGAGGAUGAUGACAAAUCAAAUGUGUUGUUGCAGCAAACGGUAGCGCAGACAUCGUCGCACGGUGGCGGACAAUCGCAACAUCAGACGGUGGGAGUUGUUCGACUCAGCAGCACGGGUUCAUCUAAGGGAAACUGCUCGCCACCGCAAAUCAUUGCCGCGUCACCCACAUCUCUUGCCACUGCCACUCAGUUGCAAUAUCCAACGACAGUGCUUCAAACGAUAACAAAUCCAGAUGGAACGGUAUCCCUCAUUCAAGUCGAUCCGAGUAAUCCAAUCAUCACAUUACCUGAUGGAACUACCGCUCAGGUUCAAGGAGUUGCAACGAUACACACGAGUCAAGGGGAGGUUCAAACAUUGGCGGAAGUUACGGGCGGAGCUGAGGGCACAGUUUCCGUUGAUUUGAACAGUGUGACGGAGGCGACUCUUGGACAGGACGGCCAAAUUAUUCUCACCGGCGAAGAUGGACAUGGCUAUCCAGUGUCGGUUUCUGGCGUCAUCACUGUACCAGUUUCAGCCAGUAUGUACCAAACAAUGGUGGCGAAUAUUCAAAGUGACGGUACAAUGCAAGUUGUCACGCCAAUGGUUCAAGUACCAAAAAUUGAACCCGGAAAUAAUGAGACGAGUAUUGAGGCUGUCACGAUACAAGGUCAUCCAAUGACAAUGAUAAAUGCCAACGGAGAACAUCAAGUUCUUCAGGUAAUUUCCCUUAAGGACGCCAAUGUCCUUACCAAGGCAAUGCAGAGCGAAAUCGUCAAAGACGAGGACAGUCAACAUCAGCAAAUUGUCUCCAGUCCAGAGUAAACAAAGAAAAAAAAAAAAAUUCGCAAAAAAAAAGAGAGGGAAACAAUGAAGAAAGAGAAAUUCUCCUCUUAUAACCCCUUUAACGCAUUUGCAACGUUUUUUAAAACGUUAAAUAUUUUUUUUUAUUUCUUUUAACGUCCCCUCUCCCCCUCACUCUUGGAAUAUUUUUUUUUAUUUUAUUCACGAAUUCGCAUUUUCGAUAUAUUCUACUGACAUAACCUCAAAAUAAAGAAGAGAAAAGUUUUUAUAUUCCUUGACAUUAUUUAAUAAUAAAUUGUAAUUUUUUAAUUUUGAACCUAGAUCUAAUUGUAAGGAGAAUAAAAAUUCUGAAAAACGUAUUUUAAUUUUUAUAUGGGAGAGAAAAGAAUAGAUAUCAUUUGCUUUUUUCUAAAUGCGAGAGAGAAAAAAGGAUAGAAAUAACGUUCGUACUUUUUCUAGACAAGGACAAAAUAUACUUCUAUCCUUUUCUCUCUUGUGUAAAAAUUACGAUAUGCGAUUGGAAUAUUUUUAUUCUUAAAAAAAAUUCGAAACCAAUAAUAUUAACAAUUUUUUUCCGAAAAUAUUUAUAAAAAUUCUUCGAAAUAAUUUUUUUUUUAUUUUUGUGAGUAAGAACAAUU